AUGAAGCCGCCCUGCUCCCUCUACUGCUCCCUGUGGUUCCUCCUGCUGCUGGGAGCCGGAUCUCUGCUGCUGCUGGUCCGCCUCCAGGACCUGAACCAGGUGGUCCUGCAGCAGACCCCAGGUGUGAACAUGAUGGCGGAUCCCAGAAGAACGACUGAGGAGGAUGCGGUGACCUACAGAACAUCAGGAGCAGAUCAGACUGAAAUUCCGGGUCAAGUCCUCUCAGACUCUCUGUUGGUGAUUGAAGACUCUAAACAGCCGGUCACCAAACGACACAGGAAGUUGCUCCUGAAGAACCCAAACCCGUCCAGCGCCCCUGCAGAUGCAGAGAAGGAACCUCACCUACGGCAGCAGCUGGCGGCCAUACAGGCGUCCCGGCGGCGCCUGCUGACCGAAGUCUGUGCCAAAUACCAGCCGGGCGUCACCGAGCAGCUGGUCUCUCAGCGGCAGGUGUCCCGGGUUUUCGUGGAGGACCGGUCCAGGCUGCUGUACUGCGAGGUGCCCAAAGCCGGCUGCUCCAACUGGAAGCGGGUUCUAAUGGUGUUGAGAGGCAGCGCCGCCUCCACACUCGACAUUCCUCACAACGCGGCGCACUACGCCAACCACCUGCGGCGCCUGGAGAACUACGACCACGCCGGCAUCGCCGAGAGACUCCGCUCCUUCACCAAGUUGCUGUUCGUCAGGGAGCCCUUUGAGCGUCUGGUGUCGGCGUUUCGGGACAAGUUUGAGAGUCCGAACUCGUACUACCACCCGGUGUUCGGACGCCCGAUCAUCUCCAGGUACCGCGCCAACGCCACACGCACCGCCCUGCGCACCGGCGCCGGAGUCACUUUCAGGGAGUUCGUCCAGUACCUGCUGGACGUGCGACGGCCAGUUGGAAUGGACAUCCACUGGGAGCCGGUCAGCCAGCUGUGUCACCCCUGCCUCCUCCGGUACAACUUCAUCGGGAAGUUUGAGAGCCUGGAGGAAGAAGCCAACUUCCUGCUGCGGAGCGUCGGAGCGCCGAGGAACCUCACGUUCCCCGACUUCAAAGACAGAAACCCGCGAGCUGAGAGGACUUCCUCCACAAUCACCCAGAGAUACUUCUCACAGCUGAACUCCACCGAGAGGCAGAAGGCCUUCGACUUCUACUACAUGGACUAUCUGAUGUUCAACUACCCCAAACCCUUCAAAGACCUGCACUGA
Messenger RNA from Anoplopoma fimbria (sablefish), 1185 nucleotides. Its product is annotated as carbohydrate sulfotransferase 8-like. The transcript is spliced from 3 exons. The record is from RefSeq and is a predicted model, not a curated record. Lineage: Eukaryota; Metazoa; Chordata; Actinopteri; Perciformes; Anoplopomatidae. Gene Ontology annotation, molecular function: sulfotransferase activity. The coding region runs from base 1 to 1185 and encodes 394 amino acids. Gene Ontology annotation, cellular component: membrane. Gene Ontology annotation, biological process: proteoglycan biosynthetic process; carbohydrate biosynthetic process.